Messenger RNA from Acanthoscelides obtectus, 549 nucleotides. Lineage: Eukaryota; Metazoa; Arthropoda; Insecta; Coleoptera; Chrysomelidae. The record is from the annotation of a GenBank genome assembly.
AGGUUGUCUGUCAAAGAAGAACGUGGUAUUGAUGAUGAGUAUCAAGAGAGUACAAAUACUAACAUUAGGGAAGAUAAUAAAAACUCCUAUAAUGGAGGACCACCAGUAAACGGUCUUAGCGAAAACAGAGGGGAGAACAUCAAGGACAUCAUUCAACAGAAAGGUGAUCAAGUAAAGCUCAGUGAGCAUCCAAUAGUUGUGGACGAUAUCCAUACAGCCGCAAGCGAUAGAGUCAACAGAACAGUUGAAAACUCAACAACACCUGUUAAACGUACAAAUGAGAAAUAUUUAGCUGUUGCUUCUUUAGACGGCAAUAGUAUAGAACCUCAAAAACCUAAUAACGACGAUAUUGAUAUAAACGCAGAAUUUAUCAAAAAGCUUUUAAUCGAGCAGGGCAUAGUCCAAAAUCCAACACAGCAGGUGCUGGAGAUACAAAAAGUUUCACAAACGCAACGUACUACUAACGCAAAUAACACUUUCACUCCCCCUACAAUUGAUUAUGGCAAGUGGGAGCCGAGCGUGGAUAAGAGCUCAAUACAACGUCCAUGA